Molecule: messenger RNA, 711 nt
Organism: Aspergillus viridinutans
Lineage: Eukaryota; Fungi; Ascomycota; Eurotiomycetes; Eurotiales; Aspergillaceae
Product: PHD finger protein
Exons: 3
Coding region: 1-711 (236 amino acids)
Source: RefSeq, a predicted model, not a curated record
AUGCUGAGAAGGCUGGCUAGCCAUAACGACCCUAGGCAAGGUCAUGCAGGCCUUGACAAGUCGCCGUGCGAGAAGGUUGCAGCAGAUCAGGAGGCAUUGUUGCGACUGCUGGGCCAUCCGGUGCCCCCAAAGGUCGAUUCUUAUGUGUUCACAGAUGAUGAAAAGAGCCGUAUUUACACGGACUGGAUCAAAGGAGGGAAACCUCACAACUUGGUCUGCUCAGAGUGUCGAAGUCCAGAUGAUUUGAUGCUAUGCGAGACUUGUUGUCCAGCGGAUGCCCUGACCACACAGUCAAACCUGCAAGGUCCGUCUGUCUAUUCUUCGCCGGUUGAUAGUCAGCAGCAGCGCGCCCAGAAUGUGCUCACUAUGGCAUCAAACUCUGACAUCAUGUCUCGAGCUCGACAGUUUCUAAUUCAGCAUGGGAAGUUUCCUACAUCUCAAGAUUUUCAUCCCGAGCUCUUGUCGAAUUUGGGGACAAUGAUGUUGGAGCUCGAGUCCCAACAAUUGCUGCUCCAGGAAAUUCAGGACUUGCGGGAGGAAAAUGCCAGCUUGAGAAGAGAGGCCUUGAAAACCAAGCAUCACUAUCCCUCUCGAAUGCCAAUAAAUGAAUCUGUCCUCAACUCCCCUUCUCAUCUGGCGCCAAGGAUCCAGACUCCGUCUCCUGACACGGCUGGAAAGUCAUGGGACAGAAUUGUCAUGGAUUUGAUUUGA